Messenger RNA from Aspergillus steynii IBT 23096, 1044 nucleotides. RefSeq lists its product as uncharacterized. Bases 1 to 1044 code for a protein of 347 amino acids. The record is from RefSeq and is a predicted model, not a curated record. The transcript has 3 exons. Lineage: Eukaryota; Fungi; Ascomycota; Eurotiomycetes; Eurotiales; Aspergillaceae.
AUGGCCCCCGCAGCACUUGGCUCGCCUCGUUUGGCCCCAACAGUGGUAGGCCCUACCACCAAAAAGGCUACUCGUCCAACUCGCCAGCUUCCCAGAAGUCUCAUCGAGGGAGCUAAGGUUGAGAAGAAGAUGCCCUUUGAUCCUGAUACACACAUCAUUUACCAGCCCCCGGAGAAGAUCCAUCUGAUGAGUGAAUUGGGCCUCGAGGGUGCUGGUAUCUCUCCGAAUGCAAUUUCCGAGCCCUUUCCUCUCUUCUCAGAGGCGGCCAUCAAGCAGAUGAGGGCGGAGAUAUUCAGUGACCCGGUCUUGGCGGAUUGUCAGUAUGCCUCGACCUUCUGUACCAAUAUGAUCAGAGGGAUGGGACAUCAACGUGCCCCAUUCGUUUACGAUGCCUGGAAAUCAUCCAGGCUCUUGUCUAGUGUCUCCGAGGUGGCAGGCGUGGACCUUGUUCCCGCCUGGGAAUAUGAAGUCGCAAAUAUCAAUAUCGCCGUCAAAGAUGACGACGAAGCCGAGUCCUCGAUUGACCAAAUGGUCGAUGUGAAAGACGAUAACACGGCCGCAUUUGGAUGGCACUAUGACAGCUUCCCUUUUGUUUGCGUAGCGAUGCUCUCCGACUGCACGCACAUGGUUGGCGGCGAAACAGCAGUCCAGUUGCCCUCCGGCGAUAUCAAAAAGUUCCGCGGACCUGCAAUGGGUUAUGCGGUAGUGAUGCAAGGGCGGUAUCUGCAGCACCAAGCCCUCAAGGCUAUCGGUGGUCGCGAACGUAUUUCCAUGGUGACUCCGUUUCGACCAAAGGACCCGCUCGUUCGCGAUGAGAUAGUUCUCGUGGGAGUCCGGGGCAUCAGCAACCUGUCCGAAGUGUAUCCACAGUACUACGAGUACCGACUGGACGUCCUCGAGGAGCGCAUUAGAGCUCGGAAGAAGGCUGAGAGAGCGCGAGAGACAGCUUACCGUCCGUUCAGUCUUGCGGAGGAAAGAGACUGGAUUCGUGCUCAGAGGGACUAUUUGGAUUCAAUGCUGAAUGAGAUGUAUGAGGUGAAGUAA